CCAGGCCUGCCAGCCUCUCUUAGAGGAUGUAAACAAUCGUAGGCCCAGCCUCUAGCUGACCACGACGUCCUUGCCAUCCGAUGCAACAUGGCUAGACGAUCCCCAACCCGCCUCUUCUUCACACUAGCAAUACCCCCCUUACUUGUGGGCUACGGCACGCAUGUCUGGUUAAACUCACUGGAAGCAAGAUAUCCCCCUAUUGCUCCAGAUAGAUCCAGCACCGAGCUGCUCCGUACACCAGCCAACUCAGCAACUCAACAUGUCCCCCACAUCGACAUCUAUGCCGCCCGGAUCCGCCUCGGCGACCUCCAAGCACGGACCAACAACCCCACAGAAAAGCCCACGAAACAAGAGCUGAACAUCGCCUGGGCGCAAUCACUGCUAAGCUGCAGUGGACUUCGUCUAGAGGGAAAACUGAUCGGACUCUUCCGCAAGUGUAAAUUCGACCCAGGCGACCUGGGCACCACGACGGCAGGAUUCAGUCCUGAUCCAGAAACGGGAGCCCCGCGCGAGCUUCUGAAUGGGGGUAUGACUGUUCUUCGACAGCCAGUGGGCGACGAGCCUUUGUUAGCGAAGUGGGAGAUUUCGGAUGGGCCAAGGCGGUUCUUUGAGGUGAUCUCUCGUUGGGGGUAUCCGUGGCGCUUGAUGACGGGUGGACGGCAUGAGAUGAGUGUGGAGGGGCCGUUUGACGGCGAAGGGGAUGAGGAGGGUCUAGGGCCAUUCGUGGAGGUGCGCUUCGCUUCGGCGCACACGUAUGAGAUUGUACCUGAGGAGGGAAGUCUUUCACAGCAGAAGACUAUUCCGAAAUGGGUUGCAAGGUUGCAUCGUGGGUAUGCGAGGUUUCUGUUGGAUACUGCUGUGAAGGAGUUGGUGGAGGGGACGGAGUGACGGAUUUAAUCGCCUGAGUUUGGCAACGCUUGAUGUGAUACUACGCUGUAUGUUUGGGCUAUUUUGUAUCUUUAUGUACUGCAUUUGAGCGUAUAGAGUUAGAUUUUGUAUCAGCGUCAUAGAAUUGCGCACACCAGCAGGCGAAGGGUUUAGAAUUGCAUUAUUAGCCUCCUAUCGCGAUGUGUGGAAAUUUACCAUUGAAAAACAGUUAUUUAUUGUAUGAAUCCUCUACUCUCCCGCUCAACAUUCUAUAGUAUAGUAUGGCAAAA
Messenger RNA from Aspergillus pseudonomiae, 1157 nucleotides. RefSeq lists its product as uncharacterized. The record is from RefSeq and is a predicted model, not a curated record. The transcript has a single exon. Bases 88 to 888 code for a protein of 266 amino acids. Lineage: Eukaryota; Fungi; Ascomycota; Eurotiomycetes; Eurotiales; Aspergillaceae.